Amphiprion ocellaris (clown anemonefish) is the source of this 4764-nucleotide messenger RNA. RefSeq names its product prenylcysteine oxidase 1 (gene pcyox1). Lineage: Eukaryota; Metazoa; Chordata; Actinopteri; Pomacentridae. Gene Ontology annotation, molecular function: prenylcysteine oxidase activity. The record is from RefSeq and is a predicted model, not a curated record. The transcript has 8 exons. Bases 162 to 1700 code for a protein of 512 amino acids. Gene Ontology annotation, biological process: prenylated protein catabolic process; prenylcysteine catabolic process.
AAGUGUGUCUCUGUCGUUACCGACGGUCACGGCGCUGCUCCGUGAUUCAACUAUUAAGCGAGUUCAGUUGCUUGUUUCCGCCUCUUGGGUUGACAGGAGCCUUCUUUAGCAGCUCAACUGGAGUCACUUCUGAAACAAUGUUUGUUGGUGGGCAGCUGUAGAUGCCUAGAAUGAAUCUACAAACCCUGUCACUGAGAACCCUGCUGGUUCUGGGGCUCUGGCAGUCCGGGAGGAGAAGCCUCGCCUCGGCUCCGGAGCUCAAAGAUCAGCCCAAGAAAAUAGCCGUGGUCGGAGCAGGCAUCGGUGGCACGGCGGCAGCGUUUUACUUGAGGCAAGAGUUUGGAAAUGUGGUCAAGAUCGAUGUGUUUGAACCCGGGGAUGUUGGCGGGAGACUCGCAACAGUGAAGAUCGGAGAUUAUGAGUAUGAGACGGGAGGCUCAGUGAUCCAUCCUCUGAACCUACACAUGAAACACUUCAUUGAGAAAUUAGGUAUUCCUCCGAGGAAAGAUAUCCCCUCUAAAAUGGCGAUCUUUGAUGGAAAAGAGCUUGUGUUCGAAGAGAGCAAUUGGUUUAUAGUUAAUUUCCUGCGCAUGCUCUGGAGAUACGGGUUCAACUUUCUUCGAAUGCAUAUGUGGGUGGAGAGUGUGCUGGACAAAUUUAUGAGAAUCUAUCAGUAUCAACAGUACGGCUACUCAUUCUCCAGCGUGGAGAGGCUUUUACAUGCCAUGGGAGGCGAUAAUUUUCUUACCCUGAUGAAUCAGACGCUGGAGGAAACCAUGAUGGGUGAAGGAUUUUCACAGGUCUUCAUCAACGAUAUUGUUGCACCCAUCACUCGUGUCAACUAUGGACAAAGUGUUCGCAUCAGUGGCUUUGUUGGUGCUGUGUCACUAGCGGGGGCAGAUUCAGGCCUGUGGGCAGUGGAUGGAGGCAAUAAGAGAGUGUGCUCAGGUCUGCUUUACCACAGCAAGAGUGAGCUCAUCCACGCCAGGGUGACUUCCAUUUCGGUCAAGGUUCGACCAUCCAAGACAGGGAACCCGAUGAGCUUCUAUGAGCUUCACUAUGUUGGAGAUUCAGGCGCAGCACACGGUUUAUACGACAUUGUGGUCAUAGCAGCACCACUGCACCAGGGGAAAUCGGACAUCACCUUCUCAGGCUUCUCCCCUUCGAUCCCCACUCACUUCCCGGGCCGCUACCACCAGACGGUGUCCACUCUGGUCCACGGCCUCCUGAACGUGUCCUACCUGGGCACCACCGAGUCGCCCUCGGAGUUCAGAGUGUCCGACGUCCUCACCACGGACUCGAAGGGCUCCGUCAUCAACAGCCUGAGCUCUGUGGACCCGGUGCACAUCCCCGCGGGCUACAACCGACCCCCCACCAGCGAAGCUAAAGUGUGGAAGGUUUUCUCUCCACAGCCUCUUUCCCAGCAGCAGCUGCAGAACAUGUUCCUCUCCUAUGAUUCGGUGUCUGAGACGUCGUGGCUGGCGUACCCGGCUUACCGUCCGCCGCAGCGUAAGACCCCUCCGUUCAUCCUGCACAACCGGCUCUACUACCUCAGCGCCGUGGAGUGGGCGGCCAGCGCCAUGGAGAUGAGCGCCAUCUCCGCCAGGAACGUGGCCCUGCUGGCGCACCACCGCUGGCACCAACAGGACGCCAAGAUCGACCAGGAGGACCUGCACACCCGACUACGAGGAGAACUCUGAGGAGUGAGAACUACUUGAAAUUAGAACCUAAAAACAAUAAUUUCCCAUCAAUCAAGCUCAUCAUUUCUAUCAGUCAGGUACCCCGGAGCUCUUCAGAGUAAUUACUGAGAUCUGGGAAUAGGUGACAGGAGAACUGCAACUGUAGCCGAUUAGUUGAUCAAAAUAAAACUUAUCUUCAGCUGUUUUAGUAACUGUUAAAGUCAACUGUGAUGCUAAGAUGUCAGCUAUUCAGUGGCUUCGGCCUUUGAAAUGUUAGAAUUUUUAAUUGUUCCCUGUCUUCUUGUGUAGUAAAUUUAAUCUCUUUGGGUUUGGACAGAACAAAGCAUUUGAUCACUUCACAGAAAGCUUGAUCGAUUCACGUAGUCUUCAUUCAGAUUCAGUGAGUCUGUUUCAGCUCAUUUGACAGAAAUCUGUGCAUUUUCUCAUAUUUCAGACUAUUUGAUAAACAAAAGUGUCUAUUAUAACAAAAUAUGUUGAAAAUAUUUGAGAUUUUUUCCUCAUUUCUUAUCAUUUUGGUCCUGUUUAUUUUCCUUUGGCACUGGUUGAAACUCUCAUUAUUACUCUAAGCAGGAAGGACCCUGAUUUUAUACACAUACUUAUGCAGAUUAUUCAAUAGUGAAUAUAAUCUAUAGUUGCACUACAACUUCUGAGAGCACAACAAACACGAGCAGUCAAUGAGUUUUAAACAAUCUCAGCAGUUUAACCAGAUUCCCUAAGCCACUUUAUUUGGAGAUAAAACCAAAAAUGAGAGCCCCUGAAAUUCUCCUUAUUACACAGAAAUACAUUCAGAGUACACAACUACUUAAACUAGAAUCACAAAGUUGCAUGAACUGAUGGUUGUGGCCAGUAGUUUUACGUGCUGCUUCCCUCUUCCAACUAGGUUUUGUGUGAAGUUGCUUCAUUCCCAGACCUUAGUAGUUACCUCUGAGAGUACAGUGUUCAUUUUAUCAUUAGCAAAACCAAGUGCAACGACUUGUUGAUGUCUGUGUUAAAUCUUAAAGCAUCACCAGCAGCAGCAGCACAAGUUACAACUGUAUAAUCACUGUGAACCUUGCUGCACAUGAGUGUCUUGAGCAAAUGUCAGUUUAUGUUUUUUACUGUGUGUUGCUCCUGUUAUGAACACAGUACAGAGAAUUGUUUAAGGUAAAGUCAGCGACUGUAAUACACUACACUUUUUUGUCAAAUUCAGCAAGAAAAGAAAUACAUACUUGGCUCUGGAAGCGAACAAAGUGGCUCGGACUUGUUAGGGAAAUCCAGCGAUGUGGAGAGACGAACGAGGAGGCAGAUUCAGAGACGCUCUGGAGACUCAGAUGGCUUCGGUUGAGAAUAAGGUUUACUGAUGUCAGGAGAAGUGACACGACCGAUGACCGGCAACACAGUGAUGUGAGCAUCGGCAGCACCAAUUCUGAGGAUUCUCGUCAACCUUGGGUAUAUAUUGAGUUGGGAGGAACGCCAUAUUUAGAUUACGACCCAAUAGGGAGAAAACUUGUCUACUCCGUAACGUCCGACUAAACAAUAUCUAAUCUUAACCAAGUUAUGUUUCUCCUACAGCAGUUGUCUCUCUGUCAUGUAUCUUGUUUUGCAGCAUCUGCCUUUCUCAGGGUCAUAUUAAGGACAGAGAGGUCCUGAAUGAGCUCCCAGCCUCAGUUUGAAAGAAGCAAAUAGGAAAAGGGGUCAAAGGUGAUAACCUGUAGGAUCAUCUGAGGUGAUCUAGAGGUUCCACAACUUAUUUACGGUGACUGUAGUUGACAGAUGCAACCUGCAUGAUAUUCUGGGAUGUCUUCAGCUAACAGCUGCGAGGAAAUACCUCACAGGACUGAUCCACAAAACACUGUUGCAGCUUGUUCUGGGCACAUAAAAGGAGAGUAGGGGGCGUCGGGAACAAGGGGGACGUUAAAUCAGGAACACAUUCUAAAUAUGCAGACAAGUUAAAUGUGAACAACCUCUCUGCAGAAUCACUCCACCUUUAUAAGAAACAUUUUGUCAUUGCCCUUCAGGCGCAUUCCCGUGUUGUGUUUACUGAUCUAAUGAUGUGUCUUUGCUGACUGGUUUAUGUGUCCUCCGAUGACUUCCUGGUCUCUCUACCUCCUCAGCACACUACUGUUCAUGUUGUUAGUGAGUUCAGGCAGCCGUCAGCGAGAAAGUUUUUGCCCCCAAGGCUUUUUGUUUUUGUAAACUGAAUGAUGUUAGCACUGUUGAUGUGAAUCUGCUGGCUGGCUUUUCUGUGUGGAGUUUGCAUGUUCUCCCUCUGGCUUCUUCCCACAGUCCAAAGACAUGCACACUUGGUUAAUUGGUGAUUUUAAAUUAGCUGUAGGUGUGAAAGUGUGUGCAUGGUUGUCUGUGUCUUUGUGUUCGCCCUGUGGUGGACUAACCUGUCCAGGGUUUACCCAAAGUCAGCUGUGAUAGUCUCCGACAGGAUAAAGCGGGUAAAACUAACGGGUGAAUGGAUCAAUGAUGCUGAUGUCAGUAGUGAAAAGUCUUAUGUUUUUUCUUACUACUUAACUAAUAUUGUGUUGGCUUUAAUCACACUACAGAAGAGGUAACAGAUGUCGAAAUGAAGCUUUUUCAAGUAACGAUUGUGCCUUAAAGAUAUCUGACUAAUUGGCUGAUGUGUUUAUUAAAUUAGAAGUAUCAUUUUAGAAAUUCUAGGGUCUUCCUGUGUUAUGUUGAGUUAAAAAAUUGCCACUGCAGUCUGAGCACCAGGACCAAGCUGCAAUCAGUAUGAAGCUUUUCUAGAUUUAGUUGCGACAUGAGGAGGAGAAUUGAAAGUAUUCUGUUCUUGUGAUUAAUCAGAAACUCUACACUACCGAGACCACUUUCAGGUUCUUUACCUAUUUUGGGAUAAAAAAGAAAUUGUAGUUUGCUAAUUGUUUCUUAAGCACCUUUAGAGUGUGUGUUUUUCUAGAUCUUUGAGAGAAGUAGCAAGAAUAUUAAUUGUGCACUUUACCUGAUUCUAAAGUUUCAGUCCUACAUGUUGAUUUCAGAAUGAAUUUGAUUUCAAAUCAAACUGAAACCCCCCCAGAUUAUACUGUGUUUACAAUCACAAUAAAGUGAUGAAACUUUG